Molecule: messenger RNA, 3424 nt
Organism: Loxodonta africana (African savanna elephant)
Lineage: Eukaryota; Metazoa; Chordata; Mammalia; Proboscidea; Elephantidae
Gene: ALG5
Product: ALG5 dolichyl-phosphate beta-glucosyltransferase
Exons: 10
Coding region: 43-1020 (325 amino acids)
Cellular component (GO): endoplasmic reticulum membrane
Source: RefSeq, a predicted model, not a curated record
GAUAGGGUGGCUGCGGCGGCCCGCACGGCGGCUCUGGCAUGGAUGAUGUCGCCUCUGCUGCUGCAGCUGGGGGUGCUCGGCGUGGCGCUGGCGGCCGCAGCGCUGAUACUGAUUUCCUUUGUUGCAUUUAUAACUGCUUUGAAAAUGCCACACCUCCAUCAACAUGAAGAUGAGAAGUCCUUCUUAAAUGCCAGAGGCCAGAAGGAGCCUUUACCUAGCAUAAGGGACUCACCUACCAAACAGCUUUCUGUUCUCGUGCCUGCAUACAAUGAAGAAAAACGAUUGCCUGUGAUGAUGGAUGAAGCUCUGGACUAUCUAGAGAAGAGACAGAAACAAAAUCCUGUGUUCACAUACGAGGUGAUAGUAAUUGAUGAUGGCAGUGAAGACCAGACUUCAAAGGUAGCUUUUAAAUAUUGCCAGAAAUAUGGGAGUGACAAAGUACGAGUGAUAACGCUGGUGAAGAAUCGUGGGAAAGGAGGAGCUAUUAGAAUGGGUGUAUUCAGUUCUCGAGGAAAAAAGAUCCUUAUGGCAGAUGCCGAUGGAGCCACAAAAUUUCCAGAUAUUGAGAAAUUAGAAAAGGGAUUGGAUGAUCUACAGCCUUGGCCUGAUCAUAUGGCUAUUGCCUGCGGAUCUCGAGCUCAUUUGGAAAAAGAAUCAAUUGCUCAGCGUUCUUACUUCCGUACUCUUCUCAUGUAUGGGUUCCACUUUCUGGUGUGGUUCCUUUGUGUUAAAGGAAUCAGGGACACACAGUGUGGGUUCAAAUUAUUCACUCGAGAAGCAGCUUCACGGACGUUUUCAUCUCUACAUAUUGAGCGGUGGGCAUUUGAUGUAGAGCUGCUUUACAUAGCACAGUUCUUUGAAAUUCCAAUAACAGAAGUUGCUGUCAACUGGACUGAAAUCGAAGGUUCUAAAUUAGUUCCAUUCUGGAGCUGGCUACAAAUGGGCAAGGACCUACUUUUUAUACGACUUCGCUACUUGACUGGUGCCUGGAGGCUUGAGCAUGCCAGGAAAAAGAGCUAGGUUGUUUCCUGUCUUUGUGUUCUUGUACGUCACUGUGACAUUAUUUCAUUUGAAAUUAAAAUUUUAGAUAAUGCUAGAAUAAACCUAUUACCAUUGUCUGCCUUUUGACAGUUUUAAAGAAUAAACGGCCAUGAGUAAAAAUUUUUACAUCCUUUUUUGACAAAAAUACUUUUGUUUUUUUAAAGGUGUUUUUCUACCAAAGGUCAAUUUUCUUUUUAGCGAUUUUGUGUAUUUAAUUAUCAUUAUGAUUCUGAGAAGUAUAAUUUUCACACAGAAUCUGUUAUUCUAACUUUAAAGUACCUCAGUAAUUCUCAUGAACUUAAAUAUAAACCAUAAUCAUGUAACACUGUUCGGAGAUUUAAAAUUUUGCCCAUAAGAUAGAAUCCAUACAAAUUUAUCGAUAGUAAAGAAACCCAUAUUUCAUCCUAUAAAACUGUAGGAAAUUAUAUUAAAGGCAAGAAUAUCACAAGAUAUUGUAUAGUCUUGUUUUCUUAGAAAGUGUUAUUUCUCUCCUUCUUAAUUUUAUUUAUGUAUUUCUUAAUUUUAUCUAUUUCCAUACACAGUCUCUUACCUCCUGGGCAGCCCUUCCCUCCUGAGUUCAUAUUAUUUGGAAAUUCUUUAUUAAAAAGACAAAGUUUUAGUUUACUUUUUAAGUAAAAUGUAAUUAAUUAUUAACAGACAGCAGCUAGUCUUUGAGGUACUGUAAGGGCUAAUAGCAAUUACCAAGCAAUGAACCCUUAAAAGUCAUAAUUAGAUUGUUUCUUAUGUUUUAGGGAAACAAAUGAAUACUAAUAAUCAUACAACCAAAAAAACCAAACCAGUUGGCCAGUUCCAGCUCAUGGCGACCUCACGUAUUACAGAAUAGAACCCUGCUCAGUAUAUCACAUCUGUAUUAGACAGUAAGCCCAUUAAAACAGAAGCCAUUUCUCACUCAGGUUGAUAUCCCUAACACAGUGCUUGGCAUGUCAUAAACACUAUUUACAAACUAUUACAGUACCAGAUUUUGAGAGAUUUAAGUUGCUUAAUAGAAUAAGGUUUAUGCAAGUAGAAAUAAUAGCAAAUCAUAGAAGAAAAGACCAUGAACAUUUAUAAGAUUUUAAAGUAUAAGCCUUGAACCAAAAAUGAAAUCCUUAAUGAAAUGAUAAUGAAAUAAUUUAUUCUUGGUCUUUUUUAAGCUAUGUUGAAAACGCAUAUUUGAAGCAUAAUUAGUAGGAAUUUUGACAGAGUGUCAAUAAUUGUUUUUCAUCCAUGGACACGCCUAAGAAAGAUUUCUGAUAUUCUUGCCAGUUAAGCUUUGUAAACAUACAUUCACCUGAGCUAAGAGCUGAGGAAACCGAUGAGAGAAAAGAUAGUUUAACUUGUCGAUGUUACAGAGCCUGCAAACAAAAAGCAGCAGCAAUAGCAAAAGUGAAGAUAGCAAUUGUUAUCCUUUGCUGUGUGCAAAGAACUGUGGUAAGCAUUUUAUAUGCAUUAUUUAUUUUAUUCUCACAAACUAUGAUCCAGGUAUAAUUACCCCCAUUUCACAAAUACAAGUGUAAGCUUAGAGAGGUAAAUAAUUUGCCCAAGAAGACACAACUAGUCAGUUGUUAUACUUCUGCUGAAAUAAAAAGUAGCAAAAGUAUAGGAGCAUGUAGCAUCAUUAAAGUGAGCGUGUAAUCUCAUUACCAUCAGACAACCAUUUCUUUUCUAUCUACCAACUUGUUCUUACAGAAUAUUUUUACAUAUGGAGAGUUUAUUUAACUUGAGAUCACAUUUGGACAAUAACAUGUCUCUUGAUAAAAAAUUUGUAAUUUUCCAUCUCCAUAUAGUUACGUAUUUCUACCAUUCAUAGUUGAUUCUUCAGUUCUAUUUUACACAUGUGUUUAUCGUAUUUUCUUUGUUGAGUUAUAAUUAAGAGCGUCAGUCUUGCUUUUUAUUUUCUUUGUGUAUCUCCACAGCAUCCUAAACUCUGAUUGUUCAAUGAAGUCUUCCCAGAUAGUUAGACAAUACUAAUAUUUCACUUAGUUUGUCAAAAAAUUACAUGAAUGAAGUUAUUCUUUUUAUUGACAGCUAAAUUUUAAGCAGUCUGGCAAGUUGCUUUGUAUUUUAUACCAUGUCAAAAGAACCAGUCUACCAAUUAAUGAUUUUUUUAUGUUAAUCGAAUAAAGAACUCUAAGAAGCGAUACAUGUAUUCCUGUAGAUCAGAACAAGCUGCCCACAAUACUUCCCCUAUCUCAUACUUGCAUUCCACCUGGGCACUAUCACAAUACACCUCAAAAAUACUAAUAGCCUCUGGGUAAAGCAUAAAAUAAAUCAAAACAUGGCAAAAUAUUAGGGUGGAGGAAAAAAAAAAUACUAAUAGGGACCAAAAAUACUAAUAGGGACACCAAAAGCAUGAGCAGUAAAAAAAAAAAAAAAAGAUAAA